Knipowitschia caucasica is the source of this 2703-nucleotide messenger RNA. Lineage: Eukaryota; Metazoa; Chordata; Actinopteri; Gobiiformes; Gobiidae. The record is from the annotation of a GenBank genome assembly.
AUGAUGGGGAAGAGUGGAGUGUUUGAAGGGAAGGUUUGUGGGAGUGUUGUUGGUUUGUGUGAGUGGUUUUGGUUGUUGGGUUGUGUGGUUGGGUUGUGUGUGUGGUGUUGGGUUGUGGUGUGGAUGUGGGGUUGUGGGUGUGUUUUAGGGGUUGUUGGGUUGUGUGUUGGGUUUGGUGUGGUUUUGGGUUUGUUUGGGUUUUGUUGGGUUGAUGUGUGUGUUUUGGGUAUGGUGAGUGGUGUUGGUUGUGGUGUGGUUUUGGGUGGUGGGUGUGUUUUGGGUUUGUGGUUGUGGUGUUGGGUUGUGGGGUUGUGUUGGUUGGGGUGGUGGUUGUGGUUAUGGGGUUGUGGGGUGUGUAGGAGGGUUGUGUGGUGUGUGUUUGGGGGUAGUGUGUUGUGUUGGUUUGGUUGUGUGUGUGGUGUGGUUGUGUGGUGUGUUAUGUUUUGUUUGUGUUGGUUGGUUUGUGUUGUGGUGUUGGGUUGUGGGGUGUGGUGUUGGUUGUGUGUGUGGUGUUGGGUGUUGGGGGUUGUUUGUGGGUUGAGGGUGAGUGUGUUGGGGUUGUGUGAUUGGUGUGUUUGGUUGUGGUUGUGGUGUUGGGUUGUGGGUGUGUGUUGUUGUGGGUGUGUGGUGUGGUUGAGGUUGGUGGGGUUGGGUUGUGGUUGGGUGUGGUGUUGGGGGUUGUGGGGUGUGGUGUUUUGGGGUUGUGUGGUGUGUGUGUUGGGGUUUGAGUUUUGGUUUUGGGAUGUGGUGUGGUGUGGUUUGGGGUGUUGUAUGGUGGGGUGGUUUGGGUGGUGGAGGUUUUGGUUUGGGGUGUUUGUUUGGGUGUUUGUGGGGUGUGGGGUGGGUGGUUGUUUGGGGUGGGGUGUGGUGGGGGGGGUUGGGUGGGGGGGGGGGUGUUUGGGGGUGUUGUGGUGGUGGGGUGUGGGUGGGGGUGGUGGGGUGGGGGUUGGGGGGUGGGGUGGGGGGUGUGGGGGGUUGAGGGGGGUUUGGGGGGGUGGUUGUGGGUUUGGGGUGGGGGUGUUGGUUGGGGGGGUUGGGUGUGGGGUGGUAGGGGGGGAAUGGGUUGGGGUUGGGGGGGGGUGGGGGGGGGGGGGGGGUGUGUGGUGUUUGGUGGUGUGUUUGUGGUUGGGGGGGUGGGGGGGUUGUUGGGGGGUUUUGGGGGGGUGGGGGUGGUGGGUUGGUGGGUGGGGGUUUGUUGGGGGUGUGUGUUGUGGGGUGGGGUGUGGUGGUGGGGGGGGGGUGGGUGGUGUGGUGGGGUGGUGGGUGGGGUGUGUGUGUUGUGGGGUGGGGGGGUUGGGGUUGGUGGGGGGUUGUGUGGUGUGUGGGGGGGUUGGUGGGUGGUUUUUUGGUGGGGGGGGGGUGGGGUGGGGUGUGGUGGGUGGUGGGGUGGGGGGUUGGGUGGUGGUGGGGGUUUGGGUGGUUUGGGGGGUGUGUGUUGGGGGGUUGGGUGGGUGGGUGGUGGGGGAUGUGGUUGUGGGGGGGGGUUGGUGGGGUGUGGGUGGGGGGUGUUGGGGUGGGUGGGUUGUGGUGGUGGUGGGUUUGGGGGUUGUGGUUUUUUUGGGUGGGGGGGGGGAUUGGUGGGGUGGUGGGGGGGGGGUGGGGGGGUUGGGGGGUUGGUUUGGGGUGGGGGGUGGUUGGUGUGUGUGUGUUGGGGGGGGGGUGGGUGUUGUGGGUGGGGUUGGGGGUUGUGUUGUUGUUGGUGGGGUUGGGGGGGUGUUGUGGUGUGUUGGGGUGGGGGGGGGGGGGGGGUGGGUGGGUGGGGGGGGGGUGGUGUGGUGUUGUGGGGUGGGGUGGGGGGGUGUGUGGGGGGUGGGGUUUGUUGUGGUUGGGUGUGUUUGUUUUUGGGGUGGGGGGUGUGGGGGGUUGGUGUGUGUGUUGGGUUUGUGGUUGGGGUUUUUGUGUUGGUGGUGUGUUUGGGUUGUGGUUGGGUGGGGUGUGUUGUGUUGGGGUUGUUGUUGGUGUUUGGGGGGUUGGUGUUUGGGUGGGUGGGGGGUGGGGGUUUGGUUGGGGGGGGUGGGUUGGGUUGUGGGUGUGGGGUUGGGGGGGGGGGUGGGGGGGGGGGGGGGGGGGGGUGUGGGGGGGGGGAUGGUGGUGUUGGGGGGUUAUGGGUGGUGGGUGGGGUUUGGUGGGGUUGGGGGUUUGUGUGGGUUGGUGGGGGGGGGGUGGUGUUUGUUGGUGGGUGGUGUGGUGGGGGGGGGGGUGGGGGGGGGGUGGGGGUGGGUGGGGGGGUGGGGUUUGUGGUGUGGGUGGGGGUGGGUUGAUGGGGGGUGUGUGUUGUUUGUGUGGGGGGGGGGUGGGUUGUGGGGGGGUUUUGGGGGGUUGGUGGGGGGGUGGGGGGGGUUUGGGUUGGUUGGGGGGUGGGGUGUGGUGGUGGGGGGGGUGUGGGUGGUUGGUUGUGGUGGUGUGUGUGGGUGGUGUUGGGGGUGUGUGGGGGGGGUGUGGGUGGGUGGGUUGGGGGGGGUGGGGAGGGGGGGGGUGGGGGGUUGGGGGGGGUGGGGGGGGGGUGGUGGGGUGGGGGGGGGGGGGGUGGUGGGGUACGUUGGGUGGGUUGGGUUUGUUGUUGAGUUUUGGUGGGUGUUUUUGGAGUGUGUUGAAGUGGUGGUUGGUGUGGUCAGAGAGUGGUUGUUUGUUGGUGGUGGUUUGGGGGUUGAGUGGUGUGGUGGUGGGUGUUUGGGGUGUGCACGUUUUUUUGUUUGGUUUUGA